Molecule: messenger RNA, 1868 nt
Organism: Dreissena polymorpha
Lineage: Eukaryota; Metazoa; Mollusca; Bivalvia; Myida; Dreissenidae
Exons: 4
Coding region: 139-840 (233 amino acids)
Source: RefSeq, a predicted model, not a curated record
GUUUUCUUCUUUCGGUUCGCAUUGUUUAUUGUUUGUCCACCUUGAGUUGAUUCAUAGAUGACAUUGAGCAUUAUCAUGUGCAUAUCACCAGAGUAAAGCAAAGCACUUCGGAAGCAUUUUAAGGCAAUACACGGCACAAUGGGACCUUUACUUUUCUCCGUUUUGGUGCUUGCGAUGUAUCACCCCGCGGGCAUUUUUGUAAAUCAAAUGCGGAUAGCCGAAUAUGCUAUCUCCCUGCUACCAAGUGGAAGCCAUAUCCACAUCGGGUUCCUCGCGUAUGAAUACGACGAUCUAUUUGACGGGAGCAAAGAGGAAUAUGAAAACUCGCAAUGUCCCGUGUUAACGCAUUUCAAUUUUGAAUCGUACGUGGUAUAUAUAAACGCUUCCUUUGCAACGUUUAACUACAAACACAAUUUCAAGGGACCUCCAGACCUGCCACAAAUCGGACUGAUCCUUGCUACUGAAAGCAGAGUAAAUGGAGACAUGAAGGGGAUCAAAGAGUUGAAGAAAAAGACUUAUGUGGUCGUUGAAACUAAGUCCUCUUCAAAGGGUCUGGCUGACCUGGCUACAAGUCCUGACCAUGUGUUUUCGCCGUACGGGUUUGAUGGCAACCGGUUAUCCAACUUAUUAUUGAACGAUGCACAACAAGCAUGCGAUACCGACAUGUAUUUGCCUGCUCCUGGAAGCAAACAAUGUCAGUUAUGCAGGAACGCAUGCGAUCUAUUCUUACCUCUCAACUGCACCAAUCCGGAAAUACAAAGACAGUGUAAAUAUUUUACGAACGAACUUGUGUACGCUGACAACAACGAAUCGAUUGAGGAAACGAGAGGGAUUGACUAACUCCCACUAUGAUAAUUGUCGCCAGUAUUGUAGGCUUUGUAAUUAUUAUGAUUGUUUUACUGGCGCUAUGUGCAUCAGUUGGACCAGCGAUGUUGCGAGAACGGAUUAUCAGCAUUCGCACUCAAUGCUUGAAUUUCAUGGAGUUGAUCAUACAAAGACGACAACAUACAUUGAUUAUUAAUAUAGACACGUAUAGCUCUCCUCUCUAGACAUUUUUAUCAAACGCACGAAUCGUUUCUAGAAAACGUUGUUUGUUUCCAAUAACCCGAUCUACCCUGAUUUCUUAUGUACUACUUCGAUCGUUCGUAUCAUAUUGUUCGAUAAUUGUAUAACCUGACACUAUCUGAUUGCUUCAAAACAUGGAGAAUAUGUACAAAUACUAAAACUUAAACAAAACUAUACGCAUUUCACAUCUAAAGAUAACCAAAAUUUAUGAACAACGUAUGGCUGUAGUUGUUAAAUAUGUUCAUGUAGAUGAGACUACUUUGAUGGGCUAGAGAUGACCAGUGUGCAAGGUCCUUUUAUGACCUUGUAUUGAAAGAUUUUUGAUACAUCUAUUUUGGUUGACGAUGAUUAUAACAGCUAUACAUUGUACAUGCAUAUCUGCGUUAAGUAAAUAGCAGGGGUAUAAACAGCUGCCAAGAUUUGUUAAUUAGGCUAAGUGACGUUCCUUAAUUCCGAAUGUUUUACUUUGACAUAUUGAGAAAAUCACUAAGGGAAUGUACUAUGUACUGACGGAACUCAUAUAAUAGUAACAGGUGUACACAUUGCGAAAUAACGAGAGUCAUUUACAUAUAAUGUAAUUUGUCUUAAUAUAAUUGCUAAUUAUAAUCAAAAGUAGCCAAACAAAUAUUAGUUGUUUGUUAUUAUAAUUUCAGUAUGCGAUUAUUGUAAAAUUUAAAUACUUACCUUGACUGUUCUCUAUUAGUAAGAUUAUGUGUUUUUUUGGUAGCAAAAAGAGGUGCUAAGGUUCGCAACUUACAUGGAAAAUUGUCAACACUGUUCUAUAUUUUAUAAACAUAGCCAUG